GAAGGGUAGAUGCGUGGACUCACCUAAUUUAAUAAUACUUUUUCACACUCAUUUAAAAGCUUGUGUGCCACCACAAUAUCAGUCUUACGUACUCUCAACAACACAAAAAACCUCCCUCAUUGUUAUGGCACCCAGAAAAGAUGGACCUACAAAGGAAACAAUGAAUAGAGGAGCAUGGACCCAAGAGGAAGAUCAAAAGCUAGCACAAUGCAUCCAAAUUCAUGGUGCCAAGAAAUGGAAAACUGUUGCAAACAAUUCAGGUUUGAAUAGGUGUGGAAAGAGUUGCAGGCUAAGAUGGUUGAACUAUCUUAGACCCAAUAUCAAGAGAGGGAACAUUUCAGAUGAAGAAGAGGAUUUGAUUAUUAGGCUUCACAAACUUCUUGGAAACAGGUGGUCUUUGAUAGCGGGAAGACUUCCAGGGCGAACAGACAAUGAAAUUAAGAACUAUUGGAAUUCUCAUUUGUGCAAAAAAGCCAGUCACAUAGAGGAAAAACCAGAAACUUCCACUGCACAAGAAACUAUAGCCCAAGACAAUGUUGUUGGGGAUAAUGCUAUGUUAGAGAAUAAAGAUUCAAUUAGUGGAAGUCUUGAUUCAGAUGUUAUCUUUAAUGUGAAUGAAUUCUUAGACUUUCCCACUGAAGAACCAUAUGUGUUUGAUUGGGUGAAUAAAUUCUUGGAAAUUGAAACAAACAACUGAUUGAGUAUUGUUGUAGAUGAGUAGCUCCAGUCCAGUGAAGUAUAAUGUUAUGUUGAGAGAGAAAGAGUUUUUCUAAUUCUAAGUGCAUUUUUGGAUUCAUAGUGAUUUAGUCGUAAUGUAUCAUUGUGAUUUCGACAAAAAAUUUACUUUACAGCUUCAACAAAAUCAUAUUGGAUUGUGAUAUCGGAAAAUUGGAAGAAGAAAAAAGACUAAAGUUUUCUUUUCACAAA
Molecule: messenger RNA, 927 nt
Organism: Medicago truncatula (barrel medic)
Lineage: Eukaryota; Viridiplantae; Streptophyta; Magnoliopsida; Fabales; Fabaceae
Product: transcription factor MYB114
Exons: 3
Coding region: 125-697 (190 amino acids)
Biological process (GO): regulation of DNA-templated transcription; cell differentiation
Cellular component (GO): nucleus
Molecular function (GO): transcription cis-regulatory region binding
Source: RefSeq, a predicted model, not a curated record